Molecule: messenger RNA, 2112 nt
Organism: Medioppia subpectinata
Lineage: Eukaryota; Metazoa; Arthropoda; Arachnida; Sarcoptiformes; Oppiidae
Source: the annotation of a GenBank genome assembly
CGUUGAACAACACUCGUGAGUGAGUUAUGGAUGAGUUGGACUUUUGGAUAACAUUAACCCUAAACUCAAUCAAGUGCUAAAUGUGUGUAAUAUUUGCAUUCAAUUGAAAUGAUGUCUCAUUUGAUUAAAUAUCACAUUCCGGAAGUGAUUGGUAUAGAAGUAUUGAAAACAGAUAAAUACGACAAUUAUUUGAAGACUAAUAAUGGAGAAGAAGUGCGAAGACUGAGUGUUAAUCCAAAGAUGACACCAUUAUCUGUGUUAUACAAACUUGUGGUCCAAGCAUUCAACCUAAACAGUGACUUCACACUCAGUUAUUUACGUCGGGAUACCUAUGAGUUGUGUUGUAUUCAAUGUGAUUUGGAUCUCGACUACGCUUAUCGUCAUAACUCACACCCAUGUCUACAAAUACGACUAUUUGUGGACAAAAGCAAUUGUAAUUCACUUUUUGAUUGGGAUAUAAUCACCACAUCAGAUGUGGUGCGGACCCAAUGCGACGGCACAUCCACCACAUCGACCACUGUUUUGCUCAUAAAUCAGGUCCAGAAAUUGAUGAACAGAGCGCUUGAAAAAAGUAAAGGGAAACAAAUGCCAGAAUCGGUGACACGUCCUCUCAAUGACAACGAGUUGAGAACAUUCCUCGAUUCUGAGGGUAAAGUCAAAUGUAUAAGAGAUAUGAGAAUCGCUGUCUACGAACGCGGCGUUGAACCAAGUCUUAGGAAAGUUGUUUGGAAACAUCUUCUUAAUGUCUAUCCAUACGGACUCACAGCUCAACAGAGAAUUGAUUUCAUGAAACUUAAGUGCGAAACCUAUUGUCAAAUGAGAAACUUAUGGCAAUCCAAUGAAAAGGACCCAAUUGUCGAACAGACACUUGAUAUGAUCAAGAAAGAUGUGAUGCGAACCGAUAGACAGCAUCACUUCUACUAUGGCAACAGUGAUGAUGAUAACGACAAUGUGACGGCUCUUCUCAAUCUACUCACCACUUAUUCGCUCAAUCAUAGAGAAACUUACUGCCAGGGAAUGAGUGAUUUAGCCUCUCCUCUCUUGUAUGCUAUGAAAGACGAAUCGCACGCAUACAUCUGUUUCUGUGCUCUAAUGAGCAGACUUUCAUCCAAUUUCAAUGCCAACGGAGAAGUGAUGUCUCGAAAGUUCGCUCAUUUAUCACAACUGCUUCAAUACUAUGAUCACGACUUGUAUUCAUACCUACGACGACAGGGCGCACACGAAUUGCUGUUCUGCUAUCGAUGGCUACUACUGGAGCUAAAGCGCGAAUUCCCUUUCGAUGACACACUCCUUAUGCUCGAAGUGUUGUGGUCUUCAAUGCCUUGCGUUGAUAUGAAAACAAGUCUACACUUAUUCGACGACCAUUUCCUUUAUAUUCCUAAUAAGAGCUUUCAUUUGAGACCACAAUUUAGCCAAAAUAUAUCCAUUGAUCCAACUUUGACCCCAACUAAGGCAUCAAUAUCUCCGCUCCGAACCAUUAAAUUGAUGCCACAAUUUAUGACCAAUGAUUCUAAACACAUAGACUCUUCACAGAAGGAACUCAUCGAUAAUCUACACUGAGAACUUUCAAAGGCCUCGACAAGUGUUGCUCUUUUAAAUCCGGAACAAUUGGGUUCAAACGAUGCCUUUAUGUUAUUUCUAUGUCUGACAAUACUAUUACAAAAUCGUGAUAAAAUAAUUAGUAAUAAUUACGACUCGAAUGAUAUUCAGAUGCAUUUCGAUGGCUUAGUUCGUAAGAAUGAUGUGAAUUCUGUGUUAGAUUUAGCGCGUAAUCUCUUUCACAGUUAUUUAUCUCAUUGGCAUCAAGACUAUAGCAUUUGUCACAAAUAACUUACAAUACAUGAUAUGUUGAUAUAUUUAAUUGAUAUAUCAUUAACUGUUAGAAUACAACUUAUGAUUCAAUUGUUAAGACAUGAAAUCAACAAAAUUAGUCUCCAGUCUCUCGAAUAAGAGAAGUAAUUCACAACGAUUUGUGUGGGGAAAGAGAUCGACAGGUAUGGCUUGAAUGGGCACAAACGGCUGUCCUUUGUAUGUCUUGGAUGGCGGACGACAUAGACUACAAAAUCAAGUGUUCAAAUAAAAUGACAUUUUUACCACAAAUAUAUUUCUCAC